AUGGCGGUGAUGCAGCCCACGGACGUUGCUUUCGAGACCCACCUCGAGUUCCUCACCAGGGCUCUGGACCUGCAGACGAGCCUGGUGCGGAGCGCCCUCGACCUGCACCCGUCCGCGUCGCUCGUUGACUUCCGGGAGGCGGCAGAGGACGCGAUCAGCAAAUUUAAUUUUGCGAUCGGCGAUCUCCGAUCUGACCUGAAUUCUGUGGCCACCGCUCUUGCAAGCUCCGGGGAGCCUCCUACGGGGACCGUCGAGGCUCAGUCGAGCAGAUCCUGUUUGAGACCACGGGCUGCGUCAACCAUCGGCCUCCCCGCGAAGCGUGCCUCGAUCGACAGCGAGCCGGAAAGUCUCCCGUCUGGAGACGCAUCCCAUUUGCGCAACGUGUCUUAUGCGCGGGCUGAAACGGACACCGACCGCGUCCCCCAACGCAAGUCUAGCCGCAAGAUGACCCCCGACUCAGAAAUCGUCGGGGCUGUAAGCCCCGACUCAGUCGUUGCCAAGUCGACGACAGAAGCAAGAGUAAGCUACUCGAGGAAGGCCAAAAAGGCAAAUGAAGCACCGUGCAUCAACGGCGUAUUGAACCCAGAUUGGCCUGUGAGGCUAGCGUGGGACAUGCUGGUCAUCCUCCUGGUCCUGUGCGACAGCGUUGUGAUCCCAGUUCAGCUGGCCGAAUUCCGCACGUCGCCAGGGUUCGAUGACGUCUGGCUCUGCACAACGGUCAGCAUAUUUUUUUGCGACCUGGUCUUGAAUUUCUGGACUGGCUACCAAGGUGACAUGAAGCAGGGACAGGAGAAGCAAUUGGUCACCAGUAAGGCCAUGAUUGCAAUCCACUACCUCCGUGGAUGGUUCUGGAUCGAUUUUUUGAGCACUGUGCCAUGGAACGUCAUCGCUGGUGCUCUCAAGCCGAAAAGUGAGAAGAACACAACUUCGGACGGCCUAAAACUCGCAAAGGUCGUCAAGCUCAUGCGGCUUCUGAGGCUGAUGAGGAUGCUGCGUCUCUGCAAGAUCGGCGUUAUUUGGGAGCGCCUCGAGGCCCGGAUCGGGUCCAUCACUGCACUCAAUGUGGUGAGCAUGGUGAAGGUCCUUGGCAUUUGGACCGCUAUCUGCCACUGGGGCGCCUGCAUUUGGUGGAUGGUCGGCAAGAGGGACAGUCUGGUGAUGCUUCUGACGUUCCAGGACAACGAUCCAGAGGCGCUCCACUGGACGGAGCUUCCCCGCGUGCACAGCCCUUAUGAUGGAUUUGGACAAUGGGCGUGGGUCGACAGGCCUGUGUCUGAGCAGUACGUCUUUUGUUUCUACUGGGUCCUUGGAGUGAUGCGUACCAUGCCAGCGGAGGUCACGCCCGUCAACCUGACGGAGAGGCUCUUUGUCCUUGUUUUCAUGUUCUUCGCUGUCAUGGCUUUCGCCGUCAACGUCGCGCGCAUCACGCAGGCGUGGUUCAAGUUCAGCGCGCGCAAGGACGCGUUCAAGGAGGAGAUGGUCCACGUACGCGCGCACCUGCGAUCGAUCAGCUGUGACUACAAGCUGCAGCAGCGCACGCAGGCAUACCUGAACCACCUCUUUGAGAAGAGGAAGCUCCACGCCAAGGAUGAAAUGAGCCUGCUGAGCGUCCUUCCCGAGGGGCUGAAGCGGAAGCUGAACGAGGCCCACCGGAUCCACUUCAUCGUGAUGAUCCCACGGGUCCGAGAGCUGAGUGAGGCAGUCUUGCGACGCGUCUGUCAUGCCACGGAGGUUCUAGACUACCUGCCUGGCGAUAAGGUCACGGAAAAGAACAAGGACGCAGAGGCGGCGUACGUAGUCAUGAGGGGCGGCGUCGAGGUCUACGUCCCGACGAUGCUGAAACGGUCUCUGAGCAAGCUCAGCAAGCUCAGCGACUUUAGCAAUCUGAGCGCCCGGAGCGACGCCCUAACGGUCGUGGACGACCAUUGCCUCUUCGAGCUAGGGGAGAAGACUCCGAGCAGGAACACCGUGCUGGCGGUGGAGUGCUCGGAGCUGCUGCGCGUAGACCGCAAGGGGUUCCAGGAGAUAGUGCUGGCGCAUGGCCCCAGCGCCGAGCUGCUCCGGCGGCGGCGCGUCUCGGAGUUGUCGGCCUGCACGAGCGUCAGCAGCUUCGCGGCAGGGACCCCGAUCGUCGACGAGCCCACCAGGAAGAGCCCGCACGGCCCGGCAGUGGAGCGCUUCCUGAGCAGUAACUCCUUCGCCCAGGACCUCCGAGGGGGGCCCCUCAGCCCCAACGCCGAGCCCACCCUGGCGGGGGCCUCGUUGGCGAGGAUCCCGCUCGACGACGAGGAGCAGGAGGGCGGCGUCGGAGGCAUGCGGCAGGUGGAGAGUCUGAGGCCGUCGAUGUCGAGGCGCCUGUACGGGCUGGGGAGCUUCCGGGAGUGGCAGCACGUCUCGGCCGGCCAGCUCGAGGCCGUCGGCUAG
Messenger RNA from Prorocentrum cordatum, 2424 nucleotides. The record is from the annotation of a GenBank genome assembly. NCBI's taxonomy places the organism in Eukaryota, Dinophyceae, Prorocentrales, Prorocentraceae.